CAGUUCCAGGGAACAAGGCUGCUGGCAGCUGACAAGGUUGACAAGGUUGACAAGGCUGCCAAGGAAGCCACCAGACGGAGGGGUAGCCUUGUCGGUUAUGAAUAAGAAGAAAACAUAUCCACUUACCUGACGCUUCUACCGCCGUCAGAUCCCUCGACAUUCUACCAUGUCAUCCGUUGCUGCUCGUCCGAAAUUCGAUGCGCUUCCGGUAAACGACGAUCACGACCGGCCUCAAGGCUACGGUGUCCCAUCUUUGACAGAGCAGCAGCAAUGCCGCAGUCAUGGGUCUACAGCAACCUCUAGUCUUUUGGUCCAUGAGCAGGAGCUCGAGACACCUGAUAACGUUGUUUCACCUUCACAGCCUAUGCAAUCGGUCAUUGCGUGCGAGGAUCUCCAAUCUUCAAACUCGGCCUUGCUCGCAUCGAAAGACAACACAGGCCCUAAGACAAGUCUCCACGGACACUCUACGGUCGAAACAGCGGAGGGAUCGCAAAAGCUCACUGUUGGCUGGAAGACCAUCGCCUUGCUGCUCGGUUUCUAUCUUAUCGCCUUACUCGUCGCCAUCUUACACUUCGUGAUGAUGCACUAUCUGAAUGGCAAGUCAACGGACGAUAGAAAGUAUCUGGCCCAGCCAUAUGUCACCUCCCUCUCUCUACUUCUGGUUGCCAUUUUCAAAGCCUCUCUGUGUGCUUCGCUGGCGGUCGCAUUUACCCAGCACAUGUGGAAAAUACUGAGGCACAAAGCCCUCCAGGUAUCGUCUAUCGAGUCCCUACAUGGCGUUCGCUACAACCCUUUGUUACUGGGAAAGUGGCGGCUCUUUCUAGCAACGCCUUUGUUAUACUUGAUGGCUAUGGUGAUGUGGUCGCUCACUAUCGCCAUCCUCUUUCCUCCGUCCGCUCUCACUAUCACUUUAAGUCAGUUCCAGGAAAGCAAAUCCUUACUGGUACCCACGUUCGAUGCUGGAUAUGGCCGAGACUUCGAGAUAAAUCGGAACUCGAUCAUCGGAACGUCUUCCCUAAGCUCGUGGGCUCCCGGCGGCGUAGGCGUUACUGCAGAUACCAACGGCUCCGCAUCAAUGUUAUAUUCAAACCCCAAUGCAAAAUUAGUGCAUCUAUCGCACGUGGUGCUUGUUUCUGGCGCCAUUCCAGAAUCGGUCUCUCCUUGCGGCGCCAAUUGCACUUAUAUUGUUGACUUCGAAGGACCAGUGUUUCAAUGCAUCAACACAAUACGUAAUCAAACUUCACAAGAACUAUCGGGGCCUAUCAGCGAGUAUUAUUCUGGCGCUUGGAGUUCAGUCAACUCGCAUCACCGAACUUCACAAACGUUCACCAUGAAUCUUACGCGUAUUUUGGGGCACAGUCGUGGGCUAUGGCUGCAAGAGCUCCACAUUUUGCAAUGUCAACCUGCUUGGGCUAUGUACCAGGUCAAACUGGAGUACGUAAAUGGCUUACGUUCUUUCGUCUUCGACAUUGUCCCGGGCGGGAAGCUGGUCGAUACCUUCGUGAGCGGGACUUCACCUAACACCACACAAGGUGACACAGGCUGGACCAUGGAUCAAAUUCGAAACUUGAAAAACAUCAAUCACUACAGCCUUCUAGAUACUAUAGCGACGGCAUUGGGCGGCUCCUACGAGCAGAUGCUUUUGGAAGGAGAUGGUCCAACAUUUCCCUACACGCUAUCGAACGGCACAGUAUUGGAUUUUUCCCCAAUCGAAGCGUCCUUCACCCUUCUGAGCGACUUCAACCUCGUCAACUCGCUUCCGCGCGUUUUUGGGAGUGACAAUCUUGAUUUACAACCAAACAAGACCUGGAUCAGAGAUACAGCUUUCAACAAAAACCGAUACAAUGUCACAAGUAAUGGACCCUCUCUCGAAAUUACAGGAGAGAUACUCAACGAGAUUGUUGCAAACGUCACAAUAGCAGCUAUGCUCGGCUACUACCCUCUCUCUAUCUGGAACAUCACAGCGAUUGCUAACAUCACUACGUACCGCAACACCUACUCGUUUUCCCGUCCGGCAAACCUCAUACUCCCAUAUGCACUAUUUCUAGUCUUCAGCCUGCCAUUUCUGAUCCUGGGAUAUCUCUCACUGCGUAGUAAUCGUGUUGCUGCUCUCAGUGACAGCUUCUUGCAGCUCCUAGUGACGGUCACACGGAGCGAGAAGUUAGAUCGAAUCGCGCGUCCAUGCGAACAUGGUGGUGACGAGAUGGCCAAUACAGAGCUCAAAAACACACGGAUUAUGUUUGGAGAAUUGAGUGCGGCAGAUGAGAGAGAAGACAAACUUGGCAGAAUGGGAUUCGGGCUAGAAGCAGAGAUCCUACGUUCCAGAUUUCGAGAGAAGUAGAAGGUUAGGUAGUCCAUUAGGAGCUUCUGAUCGCUCGAAUUCUACUGGCGAAAUGCCUUAGGCUUCUCGUCGUUGCGUCCAAAUGCAGUAGUUGAAACCCC
This is a messenger RNA of Macroventuria anomochaeta, 2442 nucleotides long. RefSeq lists its product as uncharacterized. The record is from RefSeq and is a predicted model, not a curated record. Bases 167 to 2341 code for a protein of 724 amino acids. Lineage: Eukaryota; Fungi; Ascomycota; Dothideomycetes; Pleosporales; Didymellaceae. The transcript is spliced from 4 exons.